AUGAUCACGGAGCGGGUCGUCUUGGAAAGCCGGCCGUGGAGUGGUUAUCCCGGCGCUCAGCUCGUGCCUCACGGGUUCACGGCCGACGCCCUCAACGCCUGGUUCAUUGAUGAAUGGUACGAUACGCCGAUCUUCGUCAAGCGCGAGCUGAGGACCGGACCGCCGACGUCCGAUGGCAUCGUCCCACAUCCGCAGUCCGAGGAUGACAGACGCUCCGCCGCCCAGGGCAACAUCCUCUUCCCCCGGAUCCCCGACGUCGAGACCCUAGCGACUCGGAAUCUGACCAAGCAGCCGACCUUCUUCGGCUGCAAUGCCGCCGGCUCGUCUCCCAUGUCGUUAUCGUCCUUCACGGACAGCAAGUUCGACCUGACGGCUGACAAAGCCUUCAACCUUGCCACAUACGGCAGAGGUACCGUCGGCUCCUCGUGA
Messenger RNA from Colletotrichum graminicola M1.001, 429 nucleotides. RefSeq names its product lysophospholipase. The transcript has 4 exons. NCBI's taxonomy places the organism in Eukaryota, Fungi, Ascomycota, Sordariomycetes, Glomerellales, Glomerellaceae. The record is from RefSeq and is a predicted model, not a curated record. Bases 1 to 429 code for a protein of 142 amino acids.